ACAGUUGUUAUUACACGCACUUUCUCUCUCUACUUUCCAAAAACAAUAUAUACCGUAUAGUACCCUCGCCUGUGAAGCUUCCAUUACAUUUCCACACACACACACACAUCAUAUAUAAUUUUGCAGAGAGAGAAAUUAUUAAUUAAUGUCGAUAAACCACUACUCUUCAGAAAUUCCAGAAACCCAGUGGUGGUCGCUGCACCACCGCGCCACCAUGGAUUCAUCUCCCAAAACCACCUCAUCCUCUUCUUCCAACAACCACCACCACAAAGCCUCCGACGAUAAUUCCGCCUCGUUUUGGCUCAGCCCUCACCAGCUCUACUCCACCGCCUCAGCCGGCGGAGCAAUGUUCUGCCGCCAGAACGCCGCCGCGGCCGGUGGAUUCGACCUCAAUAAUAAUAAUGAGGAUGAAGAUGGCGAUGCAGUGACGACGAAAGAUAGCGUGGUCGAGAAAUCGGAGCUGGGUGGAAUCAUCCCCAAGGACCGGCUGUUCGAGAAGCCGCUGACGCCGAGCGACGUCGGCAAGCUGAACCGGCUCGUGAUACCGAAGCAGCACGCGGAGAAGCAUUUCCCGCUGAACGGCGGCGGCGGAGACUCCGGCGAGAGCGGGCUGCUGCUGGGGUUCGAGGACGAGGUCGGGAAAGCGUGGCGGUUCCGGUACUCGUACUGGAACAGCAGCCAGAGCUACGUCCUCACCAAGGGCUGGAGCCGCUUCGUCAAGGAGAAACGCCUCGACGCCGGAGAUAUCGUCGUCUUCGCCCGCCACCGCGUCGACAGCGGCCGCCUCUUCAUCGGCUGGAGGCGGAGGAACUCCACUGCCGCCGCUGGUCAGGACGCCGCCGCAGCCUCUCAGCCGGCGGCACCCUCAUCCGGCACCCCCAGCGGCGGCGCCGGUGGUGUUUGGAAUAGGGCGGCGGCGUUCUAUUCGGCGCAACCUUAUCCGAUUAGCCGCGGCCAGUAUCAAAUUACGCCAUCUUCUCCUCUACCGAAUCACUCUCUUCAUCCAGGAUCAGUUCCAGUAGUACAGAAGCAAACAACAGGAAGUGGGAAUCCCAAGAGGCUGAGGCUGUUUGGUGUGAACAUGGAGUGCCAGCUGGCAGAUGACGUGUCAGAUCCAUCCACCCCCGUUAUGUCGACCCAGGGUCACCCCCACCAUCCCUAUCACAAUCAUCAUCACUAUAAUCACAUGGAUAUCAGUUUUUCAGGAGGGAAUGAUGAUGUAUAUCGGCAAGGAUAAAAGCUCCUGCAGGAAGUGACUUUUUUUG
Messenger RNA from Erythranthe guttata (spotted monkey flower), 1265 nucleotides. Its product is annotated as B3 domain-containing protein At2g36080. Gene Ontology annotation, molecular function: DNA-binding transcription factor activity; DNA binding. The record is from RefSeq and is a predicted model, not a curated record. NCBI's taxonomy places the organism in Eukaryota, Viridiplantae, Streptophyta, Magnoliopsida, Lamiales, Phrymaceae.